Messenger RNA from Exophiala xenobiotica, 1005 nucleotides. RefSeq lists its product as uncharacterized. Lineage: Eukaryota; Fungi; Ascomycota; Eurotiomycetes; Chaetothyriales; Herpotrichiellaceae. The record is from RefSeq and is a predicted model, not a curated record. The coding region runs from base 1 to 1005 and encodes 334 amino acids. The transcript is spliced from 2 exons.
AUGCCAGCAAACCAUCAGAAUGUCGCAGGGCCAGUGCCGACUUCGGCAGCUCCUGAACCUGGCGCCGACAUCAAGCCAGAAGUCAGCCCAAAUUCCCAGACCAUAGCUGAGAAGCCAAUUUUGGUAGCCGAAGACACGCAUUGUCCCAAAAAGAGGAGCGCCGUCUCCGAGGAACCAGUGCCAGAGAUGGAGGAGACGGGAACUGAAACAGAGGUUGGAGUCAAGUUCCCUAUGGCACGAAAUAAGGAAGGUCCUCAACUCGUCAGGACUCACUGCAUCAUGGCUCAAGCCAUGAAUCUUCAUCCGGAGAUAAUGAUUCGGGGUCGAAGUGGUGAACCGACAUCCAUCACACUCCCGGACGUGGAGUAUUCCGACCCUGUAACUCGCCAGGGUAUCCUUCGUCAGUUCGAGUACCUGACCAACCGUCUUUUCCCUAAAGAGCAUUAUGUCGAGGGACAGAUGGCAGACCAGGUUGCUGCCAAAGAGGAGACAAAGGCCGGGGCAGACGGGGAAGGCUGCGCUCUUGCGGCUGACACUCAAUCCACCAGUGAGCCUGCCGUCUCAUCUGGUGCCAACAAGGCUGUGCUGCCAAAUUCCCUUGUUCAUGGCCAACGACCGAACAUCUUCAAGCGCGGCCCUCCGACCAACGAUGAGGAACGCAUGCUCCUUAAGUUCUAUGUGGAGCUUUUCCUUGACCAUUUCCGAAAAUUUGAAGCAAUGACGGAUUGUAUGAGAGAAGUCAACAACACAUUUCGCCCCGCAACGUUGGCCGAUAAGCAAUACACAAGCAUCGAGGACUUUCUCAAAGGUUAUAAAAGGACACUCGAGUACUGGACGAUUUACCUUCCUGACGUGCGAGAUACAGUCUGCCAUGAGCUUUACAAGUUUCAAAAUGUUGACUUUUCUUGGUGGAAGGAUUGUUUUAAGAUGAGCACCCAGGGUCAGCGGUUGUCAUUUGUCCGAGAGCAACUUGACAUGAUCAAAGAGCAGACUUCAGUGGUGUGA